Messenger RNA from Penicillium pulvis, 2346 nucleotides. RefSeq lists its product as uncharacterized. Gene Ontology annotation, cellular component: anaphase-promoting complex; nuclear periphery. Gene Ontology annotation, molecular function: protein binding. The coding region runs from base 1 to 2346 and encodes 781 amino acids. The transcript has 5 exons. The record is from RefSeq and is a predicted model, not a curated record. NCBI's taxonomy places the organism in Eukaryota, Fungi, Ascomycota, Eurotiomycetes, Eurotiales, Aspergillaceae. Gene Ontology annotation, biological process: protein K11-linked ubiquitination; anaphase-promoting complex-dependent catabolic process; positive regulation of mitotic metaphase/anaphase transition.
AUGGACCUGAUCGCGCUAGCGACCGAGGACGAAGAACUGCGCGUUUUCCGACUAAACGGACAACGGGUGUUCGGGGGCUCAUUCGGUGGUGAUCCGUAUCUGGGGGAGGAUGAGGAGGACGGAGAAGUGAGAGCGGUAGCGUGGAAGGGGAAUGGUCGCUUGCUCGCUGUCGCGUGUGGGGAUGGAUCCCUGCGUAUUAUCAGCGCGUAUAGCGGGAAGACAGUGCACCAUUACAGCGUGUACAAGAACGCAGACGAGGAAGGCUCGGAUCCAGAUGCGAAGCCCGUCUCGAAGGUCACAUGUCUAGGCUGGGGAGUUAAUUUUACGGAUAGCAAAGCUGCGCAGAAACAUUUGCUUGACUCGGCGGGUCAGGUUGGUGUGGAAGAUUUGCUGGCGCCGGGUGUUCAUCCCUCCAAGGCGGCUGCUAUGCUUAAAGCUGAUUUACCACGAGAACUCGCACUACUGGAUAUUGAAAGCUCUCUACCGAAGUUGAGUACGUUGCCUGCGACUGGAGCUGAGGAUGAUUUGUUUAGCUCGAGGGCAUCGAUUGAUGCCAUGUUUCACUCGGCGGCGAAGGAUGCUAGUGACUCGGUUGACGUGUUGUUUAUCGGAUUCGACGAUGGAAAUGUCCAUCUGAGAAUUUUCGACUGUUUUGAGAUUGGCUCGUUUCCUGUUGGUGACACGGUGGGUGUGGCUGAGUCGCGGAGGAUUCUUCGCCAUGCGUCGCAUCCCUUGAGCUCGACUCAUGCCUUGUUGGCGUCCGGAUCGGAGGGUGCACCUCUUGAUCUUGUUACUUUAGAUCUCCGAUUCAUUACCAAAUCCGGUCGGUAUUUGUCUCUGCUCGCAUCGAAGACGACUCAGCUUCACAAUCUUCUUCGCUAUAUUGGUUCUGUGCAGCGGCAGAUUGAGCUGGAGUGGAAGAAUGCACAAGAGCUUCCGGCGCGAUUCUUACGCAGUGUCAAUGAAGACCUGCAAGAGAAGUGCCAAUGCGAUUUCGUCACUGCGAUCUAUCAUCUUGUGGUUACUGGGCAUUGCUUUGAGCCGAUGAAGGAAUUUUUGGUGGAAAUUGUUGGAGAGCGAGGGCACAAGAGAUGGGAAAAGGCUGUUUCGGGUGGAUACGAGAGUAUCCGUCGACUAACCCACGAAUGCCUUCUUCCCGCAUUAGAUCGGAGUCAAGUUCUCCUAAGUCGCCUUAUGGGACUAUCGAAGUUCCCCAAGCUCAGCGAUGUACUCGGUCUGGAUACUCCCAAGCUCCACGCAAUCGUUGAGACCUUGGAUUGUCUGCAUCUCCUAGCGCAUUGUAUUCUCAACAACGCCAACGCAGAGCUGGAUCAAUUCAACGCAUUCUCGCGAUGGCUCCGACACGAGAUUCUCAUUUUGAACGCCGAGCCCUUAUCCCAGACAUCAGAAGAGCUCCUUGAGAAAAGAGACUUAUUUGAUGUUCCACCCACAGUGAAAUACAUCACAGGCGCGCUCCGCAAGAGCGUCCUUAGAAACUUCAUUCGUCAACUCCCAAUGAUUGGCGUUCCUCAAUUACCUACUCCUUCCACCGACAAGUGGCUUCCUGGCGACCACGAUCGGUCGUUUUAUGAUACCUUCAAAUCCGUCCUUGCACAACAGCGCCAAGUUCAGGCCGAGGGUGGCGAUAGCUCGACCGUUGAUGCUCCGAAACUGAACGAUCUGACAAAACGACUGGGUAUUCAAUUCGAGAAGGUCUUUGCAGAGAUCGCAUUAACCCAGCGGAGAGGCAUUCUACACCGUUCACCCCUCACCCUCCACGCAGAUUGUGAUCAAAGCAUUUUAGAUGUGAAGAUCUGCCACGAGGAGGGUGAGGAGGGACGGCCCUGUUCAAUCUACCUUACGGCCCGGUCUAUGACAUCCAAGUCUCUAGUGUACCUCUACCGCGUUAUCCUAGAUUCAAGCAACGGCGUCAGUUACACCCGAAGCACCUCCAUCGCCGCCCUCGACCUCCAAGAAGGCGAAAUAAAACAACUCCAAUUUGUCGCCGACGACACCCUAAUGAUUCUUUGGGCUACCAAUCAAGGCCCCUCCUACCUCAUCAACCUCCCCUUUCAACCUCUUUCUGCACAGUCCUCAUCUACAAAGCCUGACCAACCUUCAAGUGUGCUUGAAUAUGUCGAUUGUGAUCCACAUCCCUCUGACACGAAGCCUAGUGUAUCGGCUACAUUGCUCGAUGUAUCUGCAUUAUCUGAGGCUGAGAUGAGAAGGGCAGUGUGUGUCUUGUAUGGGGAUGCUAUGCGGUAUGAUGUUUUGGAUUUGGAUGCUGCUAUGGAGGAUGAGGAAGAAGAAGAUUUGGAGGAGAGCGAGAGCGAGGAAGAGGAAUGA